Molecule: messenger RNA, 6047 nt
Organism: Mustela lutreola (European mink)
Lineage: Eukaryota; Metazoa; Chordata; Mammalia; Carnivora; Mustelidae
Gene: CDC14B
Product: cell division cycle 14B
Exons: 14
Coding region: 509-2122 (537 amino acids)
Biological process (GO): microtubule cytoskeleton organization; protein dephosphorylation; positive regulation of cytokinesis
Cellular component (GO): nucleolus; centrosome; spindle pole
Molecular function (GO): protein serine/threonine phosphatase activity; protein tyrosine/serine/threonine phosphatase activity
Source: RefSeq, a predicted model, not a curated record
CUAGCGGCGGCGGCGAGAGCAGCUGAGUGCGCGGCUGUAGGAGGGCCCUCUCGUCGCUUGGCAGAUCCCCACCGAGCCUGUCUCUUCUGACAAGUCCUUUUAAUGGCUUUUGGAGCUGCUUGUUUUCCGAGGCUGGCAUUCCCUCUCCCACGCUUUGCUGCAGGCCCCGACUUCAAGUGCAGAAUUGCUGCGGGGCCUGGCCUGGAGCUGCAGAAUAUCGGGCCGACGCUCAGCCCGAGCGGCUGGGGCUGGUCUGCGUCCCACUCCCUCGCUGCUUCGUUUGGGGACGUUUGAGAAGUUUUGAACUUCCGGGGUUGGCUGGCCCGCGUCUGCCCUGUGGAGGGUGACCGAGGGGCGUCGCUGUGCCCUGCCCUUGGGCGCGGCCCUUUAAACUUUCUGUUUUUUUAAACUUUGGGGGUGUGGUCGCGGCGCCUCCUCUCUCAGCGGCUGGUUGUUCCCUGGCCACCCGGUCCUCCCCUCCGCCCCGCCUUCCAGAUGCUUUGGAAUCAUGAGCCGGGAGGGCGCAGGGACCCCUCUGGUGGUGGAGGUGAUCAAAGAUCGCCUUUGUUUUGCCAUUCUCUACAGCAGACCAAAGAGUUCAUCAAAUGUACAUUAUUUCAGCAUAGAUAAUGAACUUGAAUAUGAGAACUUCUACGCAGAUUUUGGACCACUCAAUUUGGCAAUGGUUUACAGAUACUGUUGCAAGAUAAAUAAGAAAUUAAAGUCCAUCACAAUGAUGAGGAAGAAAAUUAUUCAUUUUACUGGCUCUGAUCAGAGAAAACAAGCGAAUGCUGCUUUCCUUAUUGGAUGUUACAUGGUUAUAUAUUUGGGGAGAGCUCCAGAAGAAGCAUAUAGAAUAUUAAUGUGUGGAGAUACAUCCUAUAUCCCUUUCAGAGAUGCUGCCUAUGGAAGUUGCAAUUUCUACAUUACACUUCUCGACUGUUUUCAUGCAGUAAAGAAGGCAAUGCAGUAUGACUUCCUUAAUUUCAACUCAUUUAACCUUGAUGAAUAUGAACACUAUGAAAAAGCAGAAAAUGGAGAUUUAAAUUGGAUAAUACCAGACCGAUUUAUUGCCUUCUGUGGACCUCAUUCAAGAACCAGACUUGAAAGCGGUUACCACCAACAUUCUCCUGAGGCUUAUAUUUCAUAUUUUAAGAAUCACAACGUUACUACCAUUAUUCGUCUGAAUAAAAGGAUGUAUGAUGCCAAACGCUUUACAAAUGCUGGUUUCGAUCACUAUGAUCUUUUCUUUGCGGAUGGUAGCACCCCUACUGAUGCCAUUGUCAAAGAAUUUCUGGAUAUUUGUGAAAAUGCAGAGGGUGCCAUUGCAGUGCAUUGUAAAGCUGGCCUUGGACGAACAGGCACUCUAAUAGCCUGCUACAUCAUGAAGCAUUACAGGAUGACAGCAGCUGAAACUAUUGCUUGGGUCAGAAUCUGCAGACCCGGCUCAGUGAUUGGACCACAGCAACAAUUUUUGGUGAUGAAACAAGCAAACCUCUGGUUGGACGGUGACUAUUUUCGUCAAAAGUUAAGGUGUCAGGAGAAUGGAAAACACAGAGCAGCUGUCUCAAAACUCCUCUUGGCUGUUGAUGACAUUUCAAUCAAUGGGGUCGAGAAUCAAGACAAGCAAGAACCUGAACUGUACAGUGAUGAUGACGAAAUCCAUGGAGUGACACAAGGUGAUAGACUGCGAGCCCUGAAAAGCAGAAGACAGUCAAAAACAAACGCUAUUCCCCUCACAGUAAUUCUUCAGUCCAGUGUUCAGAGCUGUAAAACAUCUGAACCUAACAUUUCUGGCAGUGCAGGCAUUACUAAAAGAACCACCAGAUCUGCUUCAAGAAAAAGCAGUUUUAAAAGCCUGGUUCCUCAGAGGGAAGGAAGGAAAAGGAAUGCUUUGCAACAAAUGCCCUUAAUGGCAUUAUGGUACUCGCAUUGCUCUGCUGCUUCUGCCCACCCUUCCUGUUUUCUUUAUUUUUAUUUUUAUUUUUUAUUUUUUUGCAGAACUGAACCUUUUUCUGCUCUGCCUUUCUCUCCCGUUUGUCUUUACUUUAUGGUUGGUACUGUACUGUCUUUUCCAAAAUACUUGUCAUUAAAAAAAUUAUACAAAGUGUAUACUUUUUAGCAUGUCACUACUUUUAUUAUGUUGCCUUCCUUGUCUUUUGGUAACUACAUACGGGACACUUGGAAACCUUCAUGGUAAAAUCCUUUUUUUUCUCCCCCUGUAGUCCCUCCAUUUCAAGGACUAAAACAGUCUUGCGUUAAGUAAAAACCUGUGACCAGAACUGAAGGAAGACUCUAGGAACAGAGAACUACAGCAGGACUUAGCACAAUUUAUUUGGAAACAAAACAAAAUUGCAAAAAGCCUUAGCUGCUUUCCACCUAAGAAGUUUAUUCAAGGAAGACAAUGUCCACUGGAGUUUAAAUAACUACAUGAGUUUGGGCACAAGCAGUGACUUGAAGAAGGCCCAGCUCACCUUUUAUAGAAAUGUCUGGAGUUUAAUGACAAAAAAAGCUGUUGUAAAUUUAGUCUCAGGUGUAAAUAUCAAAAGCCCUCUGCUGUCAGGAGAGCUGACCAGUUUGUGUGGUGCACGUGUGUCCCUGUGAUGGCAAUCAUUUUAGCUGCUGGCCUUCAGAAGAAGUGAGGAUCUGAUGGAGGUUUUUUAUGUAUUUAUUUUCUGUUCAUCCUGUGUCAAAAUUUGUAAAGAGAAAACAGGCGUUACUGAAAUGAUUCUCUCUGUAAUUUGAUACCGUUUCGUUUAACCAUCUUCAGUUCAACAUUUGUAACGUGGUUGUAAUGGUAACUCUGUUAAGUACCCAAACUGCUUGUCUUCCACCAAAGAGUGCUUUAUUAACAAGAACCUGUGAAAACCCUGUUUGAACACUGUUGGAUGUUGUGAUAAAAAGUGGUACUUUGGCAACCUAAACUGGUAAGAGAAUGUGAGCCAUAGCUCUAGGAAGACUCGGGAGGGGAAACUGGCUUCAGAGUUGGAAGAUUGUUGUAAGUCAUUCCUCUAUGUGUUGUUGAGGAACUGGAGAAUGCCAAGGCUGCCCACUGUUUGGUUGCUCAGUCCUACAAACUAAAAUCAUAUUUCCUUCCACACAUGAUUUGAAAACAAAAACAAAAAAACAGCACUGUUGGUGUUUUCCCUUGGAAACAGCCAUCCCAAAUAAUGGUGGCUUAAAAGAAAAAAAAAAAAAAAAAAGGUACUGCUUUAUUAGGGUCUUUCUUUGUAGCAUUGUGGAUUUCUUUUUUGUGUGUGUGAUCUGCCUAAGGCCAUUCACAUACCCUUUGAUUUCAGUAACAGUUAUUCAUAUCUGGAUUUCCGUUGUUUGUAAAUAAGAGACUCACUGUUGCCUUUGGUUAGGGAAUACAACUAACUCUUUGCAGAGUGCCUUCGCCCCCCCCCUACAAAACACAGCAGAUCUGUGAUACAAAGCAAUCACAAAAAUAAUUUAUUUGCUGGUAAAACAAAAAAAUGGGGCCCAAAAUACAAGAAUAUUUUGCAGUCACUUUGGUUACCUUCAUAAUAAAAAGUGAAUGGCUUUAGUUAUUGUUAACCAAUUUUUGCCUGUCCUGGUUUGGAAAACAGGGGAUACAAUAUGGAAAGGCUAGAGAAGGCAAAUGCUUUCACAUUACAAGAUGAAUGAACCAGGUGAGCAGGCAAUUCCAUUUUAAAAAGCUGCCUUUUUAACAAAACUUAGAGUGGUAAGAAGUGGUUGGAAUAAACAGAUUCAAGUCUGUUAAUGCAAAAAGUUACUGGAAGACCAUGGCUCCAUUUUGAUAUUUACUCUCUUGGAGUAAUUAGAAGGUUGACUGGCUUUGAGGGGAGAUGGCAGGUGCCACUGUCUUGGUCAGACAAGUGGCCUUUCCCCGUCAGGGGAUGGGUCAUGCUGGCUUUUGAACACUGGGGACUAGAUCUCAGGAAAAAAAAAAGGUGGCUUUCUGUCCCUGGAAGUGAAGAGACACAAAGACCCACUUACUGGAUGGGAAGACCCCUCUUUGCUAAGCUCUGGGUGGGAGGAGAAACAUUCUAUUUGCUGUCUCGGAGAUAAUACUAAGUAUUCAGACUGUGCCCUUGCAUAAAACAUUGGAUUCUCAGGGCAAUUCUUCCCUUGACAAUUUUAAAGGCCAUCUCUCCUGCAUAAAUAAUCCAGGUAGUUAUGAAAAUCAAACUUCCAUCUCAACUGUCCCCAGUUUGGCUUUUUACUACAUCAGAAAAAGUUACAUGUGCUGUCUCCCUCAUAGUGAAUAAGCCAUUUGGUGUCUUGGCCAAGAGUGAAAAAUCUGGGCUUCAGCAUUAACCACAGUACUUUUUUAUUUUACAAAUUGCCUUUUUGUGUUGGCUGCUCAAGUUUCCAGCUAGAAUUGCUAUCACUGUGGCUCUUUCUAAAAAAUCUUUUUGUGUUUAACAGGCCCACUAAAAUGAGUCAUGGGAAACUAGUGAUUUGAUAAAGAAGCAUUCCGUAGAACGCACUGGGGAGUUGUAAUAGUGCUUCAGGGCGACUUCACAGCACACCAGUAAACUUACUGGGGGUGUAUGUAGAAUCCAGGAAGUGUCUGGGUCUGACUGAUGGAAAGUUCUUUCUGCUAUGAAUAAGAGUGGAUUCUUUUUUUCCCCUAACGGAAACUUCAGCACCCCAGAAUCUUCCGAGAUUCUAACUCCCUUGUCAUAAGAAAGACCCUGUUGCUAUGGAAUAUGAAGUAGGGCAUGUCAGAUGGAGAGAUUUCUUCAAACUUGAAGCCUUAAAUAGCUUUGAAAGGACACCGAGAUAGUUUCUACUGGGAUUAAAAUUAGAAAUGAAUAUUUUUAGGUGUUCUUGAAGCUUUUGGGGGACUCCUGUCCAAAGUCAGAGACAGUCCAAAGGAAGGGCAUCUGCAAAACCGGGUAUCUAGAAAGUAUAGACAGACUUCUCUUUUGUAAUGCUAAAGAAAAACUAGAAAUCUCUCUUAGCUGUCUAUGAAGAGGGGUAAAUCCUGAGCUGUGCCUCACUAAAACAAGUAGCCUUCCUUGUCCCAGUAGCCGCUUCUGGGUGGCAUGCUGCUCUUCUCAUCUCCAGCGUUCUUCUGUUCUAAACUUGGCCCCAUUAGCCUGUCACCCACCCACUUCCUUCUCUUCCCUCCUCCCCUCUCACGGGGGUGAUUUCUACCUCUUUUCUUGGGCCACACAUUUUUAAAGAGGAAUUCCCAAGUGUUCUCACGAGGCAAAUGUGCUUGCCCUUGGAGCCUGAUGGCCGGUUCGGUACACCCUGCGGACCAUCAGGCGCUUUGGGUGGUGUUGUGCCAAGAGCUUCUGGAGGCUUUCCUUUGCUUCAGUCACCACCAUUCAUGACAAAUGAGCAAUGCGCUCUUUUGAUGUUUGUUCUAAAAUUAGCUUAACUGUUUCUCUUCAUACAUUUUUACAAGUAAUUCUUGCAUUUUGGAAAGCAGUGCUCAUCAAAAACGACUUUAAAAAACUGUUUUAAUUCUUUAAUAGUUCUCUCCUGCGAAAAACUGUCCUGGUCAGGCUAGCUGCUGCUCCUCCAUUUCUCCUCAAUCUGAGUAUUCCUCUUGUUGCUAAGUGGAAAAACUACAGAUAUGUCCAAAAGACUGGACAAUUCACCAAUACUGUGUAGGAAAUUACCUCCUUAAUUGCCCAGUAGAAUUAACUGUCAGCAGCAGGUAAGUUCAUCUGAUUAUAGUACUGCAGUUUUAUAUUAAUAACUUGCAGACUUUUAUCCAACCUGCACUCAUGUACAGAUUAUUAAAAGUUUUAAAAUGUAACUGAUUAAUCAGUAUUUGAUCAAUCAUUGUCCUGAUUUUUUUAUUAAAAUGUAUAUUUCUAAUCAUAUUUUAUAAAGCCAAGAGAGCUGGUUGAAUGAAUGUUUAUUUUCCUGAAGGUAUUUUUAAGAUAAAGCUUCAUAAUGGCCUGUAAACUUUGCAUAUCUAUGUAGUUUGGUACGUAUUGUCAAGUUUGAAAAUCUUGUGUAUUGUAACUGGUUUUAUACAAAACAUUGAAUAGUGAAAAUUGUAUCAUUAUAAUCAUAUAAUUAAAAGUAUUAACCAAACA